AUGACGCCUCCUUCUGCCAGCAUGUCAACGUCUUUUCUGCUGCCUCGAGAUCGAAGUAGCUACUUGCGUGUGGACUGGGAUAAAUUACAAGUCAUUGCGACUAAAGUGCAGCAAGCACUGGAUGCUUCUGAUAAGAUAAGGCGUCAUGAAGAAUACGAAAAUGUCUUUGCCAUGUGGCAAUUCGAAUUAAACGACGGACGCAAGCAAUUCCAUAAUGAAGAGGGAGAAAUUGUAGACAAACAGACGACACAGGAGCUUACGUGGUACACUAGUGCUCACAAAUACUGGGACAAUGAGAUUAAUUGUCCCUUGACGGACAACGGGGUGCUUGGAGGGUUUGCACACGUUUCAGGUGUUGAUAUUCGAGAGUCCAAGCGGUUUUUGAAACAUAUUCAAGAUACAAAGAGACCCGAGUGGAUCUGUCAUGCUGCAGUGGAUUGUGGAGCGGGUAUUGGCCGUGUGAGCAAACUAUUGCUUCUACCGAUGUUUGAUCACGUAGAUCUGGUCGAGCAGAGUCCGAGACUAUUGCAAGGAGUGCAACAAUAUCUAGGAACUGAUGAGAUACUGCAUGCUCGAGUGAGAGAUUUGUACUGCAUGGGGUUGCAGGAUUUUGAACCAACGAGUGCAAGUUACGACCUCAUUUGGAUGCAGUGGGUUUUAGUACAUCUCACGGACCUGGACCUUGUUUUAUACUUAGAGCGGUGCAAGAAGGCCCUUACACCAAACGGCUUUAUCGUUAUUAAGGAAAACAUAUUCAAGACUAGUGAGCCCUACGACAUUGACCGACAAGACAGUAGUAUCACCCGCUCGGCCGUCUACUACAAAAGUUUAUUCCAGCAAGCCGGGCUCACGUUGCUUGCAGAGCGUAUACAACGUCACUUUCCGGAGGAACUCUACCCAGUUAUAAUGUAUGCACUUGCUUAA
This is a messenger RNA of Peronospora farinosa, 924 nucleotides long. Lineage: Eukaryota; Oomycota; Peronosporomycetes; Peronosporales; Peronosporaceae. The record is from the annotation of a GenBank genome assembly.